AUGAGUGUGGACGAGGACGCCCGAUGGCUGGAGUGGAUCACCAAGCAGUUUGAGAGCAUCGCCGGGGAGGACAACGAGAUCGACCUGGAGGAGUUCAAGAUGGCACUGAAGGUCAAAGAGUCCUUCUUUGCGGAGCGGUUCUUUGCACUGUUCGACUCUGACGGCAGCAGUUCCAUCAGCCUGCCUGAGCUUCUGGAGGCCCUGCAGCUCCUCAUCCACGGCAGCGAGACCGACAAGCUCCGAUUCCUAUUCCAGGUCUACGAUGUGGAUGGUAGCGGCUCCAUUGACCCGGACGAGCUGCGCACAGUGCUGAAGUCGUGCCUGCGCGAGAGUGCCAUCUCCCUGCCGGAGGAGAAACUGGACGACCUGACGCUGGCGCUGUUCGAGUCGGCCGACAAGGACAACAGCGGGUUCAUCACCUUUGAGGAGCUCAAAGCCGAGCUGGAGAACUUCCCCGAGGUCAUGGACAACCUCACCAUCAGUGCGGCCAACUGGCUAAAGCCUCCCAGCGUGGAGCAGAGGCGUCGGCACACGCCGCGCUACCUGACGCGCUCCUACUGGCACAACAACAGCCGCAAACUGCUCUUCAUGUGCGCCUACGCCUGCCUCAACGUGCUGCUCUUCACCACCGCAGUACUGCAGCACGCCAGCGGGGGCGCCUACUACAUGAUGGCCAAGGGCUGCGGACAGUGCCUCAACCUCAACUGUACCUUCGUCAUGGUCCUGAUGUUGCGGCGGUGCCUGACGUGGUUGAGGGCUACAUGGGUGGUGCGCGUGCUGCCUCUGGACCACAACAUCCUGUUACACCAGAUAGUGGGCUACGCCAUCCUUGCACUCACACUCGGACACACCACUGCACACACACUCAACUUCGCGCAGCUGUCCCAGAGCAGUGAGUUCAGCCUGUGGGAGUACCUGCUGACUACAAGGCCUGGGAUUGGCUGGGUGCAUGGCUCCGCCUCCCUGACGGGAUUGGUCCUCCAGCUCAUCAUCUUCCUCAUGGUGUUGUGCUCCAGCACCUUUGUGCGCCGCAGCGGACACUUCGAGGUGUUCUACUUCUCUCACCUGUCGUACGUGUUGGUGUCGGCGCUGCUUAUUGUGCACUGUGCCAACUUCUGGAAGUGGUUUGUGGUGCCCGGCGUGGUGUUCUUGGUGGAGAAGGCUGUUGGCAUCGCCGUGUCCCGUAUGGGCGGACUAUACAUCGUAGAGGUCAACCUGCUGCCCUCCAAGGUCACCCACCUGGUGAUUAAGCGCCCUCCUUUCUUCCAAUUCAAACCUGGAGACUACGUCUAUGUGAACAUCCCUGCCAUCGCCAAGUACGAGUGGCAUCCUUUUACCAUCAGCAGCGCCCCAGAGCAGCAAGACACCAUUUGGCUGCAUGUGCGCUCCAUGGGCCAGUGGACCAACCGGCUGUACGAGUACUUUAGGCAGCCAGACCUGCAGGCCCUCAGCACCAAGAGGCUCACCGCCAGCCUCCGGAACCGCCAGCACCAGCACAGAACACAGGAGGAGCUCUUCAGCUCCACGUCCUGGAACGGUGCGGUGGCCUCCAAUAAGGACGAUGACGUGGAGCUCACGCUGUACCGCACCAACGGCCCACGGGGAUGUCCCAAGCCCACCGCCUCCUCUGAUCACGUGACGCAGGUGGAGCAGGCAGACCUUCCGGUGGCCAGGGAGAUUUCUCCCAAGUUGAGUGAAAACCACCGCUAUUGUAACAUAAAGUGUUAUGUGGACGGGCCAUAUGGAACCCCCACCCGUCAGAUCUUUGCCUCUGAGCACGCGGUGCUGAUUGGUGCUGGAAUUGGCAUCACACCCUUUGCCUCCAUCCUACAGAGUAUCAUGUACCGCUACCGCAUGAGGAAGCAGGACUGCCCCAACUGCAGCUACUCCUGGUGUGAGAACAUCAAGGACAGCGAGAUGAAGCUGAGGAAGGUACAGUACACAUACAAAACUGUGUAACUAACCCACUGGCUGUCACAGGUUGAUUUCAUCUGGAUAAACCGGGACCAGAAGUCGUUCGAGUGGUUUGUGAGCCUGCUGACCAAGCUGGAGAUGGACCAGGCUGACAUGGAGCCAGAGGGGCGCUUCCUGGAGAUGCAUAUGUACAUGACCUCUGCCUUGAGCAAAAACGACAUGAAAGCCAUUGGCCUGCAGAUGGCGCUAGACUUGCUGGCGAAGAAAGAGAAGCGUGACUCCAUCACCGGCCUCCGCACUCGCACUCAACCUGGCAGGCCCGAGUGGAGCAAGGUGUUUCAGAAGGUGUCUGAGGAGAACAAAGGGAAGGUGCACGUGUUCUACUGCGGUUCUCCCAUGCUGGCCAAGCUCAUCAAGGCCCAGUGUGAACACUUUGGGUUCCACUUCUACAAGGAGAACUUCUGAGACACUCAU
Engraulis encrasicolus (European anchovy) is the source of this 2388-nucleotide messenger RNA. It is a transcript of the gene nox5, whose product is annotated as NADPH oxidase, EF-hand calcium binding domain 5. The record is from RefSeq and is a predicted model, not a curated record. Gene Ontology annotation, cellular component: NADPH oxidase complex; plasma membrane. NCBI's taxonomy places the organism in Eukaryota, Metazoa, Chordata, Actinopteri, Clupeiformes, Engraulidae. Gene Ontology annotation, molecular function: calcium ion binding; superoxide-generating NAD(P)H oxidase activity. Gene Ontology annotation, biological process: defense response; superoxide anion generation. The transcript has 16 exons.